CUUGAUUUUCUCUCUGGUCACGACCUGCAAAAGCUCUUUUUGCGAUGUUCAGUUGUGAAAUUGUUGUUUGACAUUGAGUGUGUAGGUUGGAAAAAUGUUCCGGACGCCGUUAAAAAACAGUAAAAAUGUAAAUAAACCGUUCAAGUCACCGUUCGAUACUUCUACCACUCCCAACAAGGAGUUAACGAAAAGUGGCCAAAAACCAGGAAGGCUGAGUUUCGUGUCAGAGUCUCCUGUGUCUUUAAGAGCUCAUGAAGCCAAAAGAGUAUUACAACUAGACGACAGUGAGCUGGAUAAUAAAAGAUCAAAGUUAACGCGAUAUGACAGUGAUGGAAUUGAAAAAAUCGUUCCGGAGAAUGCGACAAAAAGCGAUUUAUUGUUGUUAAAGAGAAAAAUCUUUGAGAUACGUCAAGAGCUGGAUUGUUUGAAAUCCAGAGAAAGAUGUUCAAAGAAACAUGACCCCAAAGUCUUACGAGCUUCCAUAGACAGGUGGCAAUCAGCCUGCCAAAGUGCCCUUGAAAUCGUUUGUUCCGAAUUGACGGAAAGAAAUGGCCAGAGCUCAAAUAUUUCAGAUGUCCUAAGUAUGCUAGGCAUACCAGAGGAAUUAGUUCAUUACUCAAAGAAAGAUGAUGCGUUCAUCUAGAUUUUAAGUAAGUUACUUUGAUAAUUAAGUUGUGAUUAU
Molecule: messenger RNA, 682 nt
Organism: Copidosoma floridanum
Lineage: Eukaryota; Metazoa; Arthropoda; Insecta; Hymenoptera; Encyrtidae
Source: RefSeq, a predicted model, not a curated record